AUGUCUCUCGAGAAAAUACCUGCUAUCCUGCUCACUGCCUUUGGCGUGCAUAUUUGUGCACAAUCGCCCACACCUGUGAUACCUGAAAACGAGAGGAAGAUGAAAGACGGUGUGUUGGACAUUCAGAUUGGUUCACUCAUUGUCAAGAGUGCAUUCUGGAUACACUCUGCUGUAGAGCUAUUCAUCAUCGGAGGGGCUGCAAUUUGCCCAGAAUCAACAUCGUACCAGCAAGCCCUGCAAUAUCUUCUACCCGUCGGUCAUGGAUCGGAUCGAAUUUACCUAUCCCCUUUCACCGCCAUCGCCGCACUUCUCAUUGUAGUUGGAGCUACAAUCAGAUACCUUUGCUAUCAGGAGCUAGGAAGACACUUCACAUUCCAAGUGACUGUGCUGAAAGGACAUAAACUAGUGACGACGGGACCAUACUCUUACGCACGCCAUCCUGCGUAUACUGGGUCCGCCAUGGCUAUCGCAGGCAUCGUAAUGUGGUGUCUGGCACAGGGGUCGUGGCUGAGGGAGAGCUACGUGCAGGCAGGAGGUGAUUGGACGGUCAUCCUCAUUCCCGCUGUUGCAGUUGCAUUUACGCUUGCUUUCGUGAUCAACGUGUUGCGGAGGAUUCCGACCGAGGACAGACUACUGAGAGAGCAAUUCGGAGAGGAAUGGGAGGUUUGGGCAAGUGCUGUGCCGUACCGCAUGAUUCCUUUUGUAUAUUAA
Messenger RNA from Psilocybe cubensis, 711 nucleotides. RefSeq lists its product as uncharacterized. Gene Ontology annotation, cellular component: membrane. The coding region runs from base 1 to 711 and encodes 236 amino acids. Lineage: Eukaryota; Fungi; Basidiomycota; Agaricomycetes; Agaricales; Agrocybaceae. Gene Ontology annotation, biological process: C-terminal protein methylation. The transcript is spliced from 2 exons. Gene Ontology annotation, molecular function: protein C-terminal S-isoprenylcysteine carboxyl O-methyltransferase activity. The record is from RefSeq and is a predicted model, not a curated record.